Molecule: messenger RNA, 2231 nt
Organism: Drosophila erecta
Lineage: Eukaryota; Metazoa; Arthropoda; Insecta; Diptera; Drosophilidae
Product: zinc finger BED domain-containing protein 1
Exons: 3
Coding region: 100-2109 (669 amino acids)
Biological process (GO): regulation of transcription by RNA polymerase II
Cellular component (GO): nucleus
Molecular function (GO): DNA binding
Source: RefSeq, a predicted model, not a curated record
GGUAAUCUGAAUGUUAAUCCUUUAGUAAAUCUCCAAGCUGGCCACACUAAUUUAGCGUUAUUUACAAAAUAUUCAUUCCCUGUCGUUAAUUUGUCGUUUAUGCCCACUAUGUCGCGUAGUAAGAUAUGGAGGUUCUACGACAAGUUGGAUCGGAAUUCCGCCCAGUGCCAGCUCUGCGAGAAGGUCAUCAAGACAUGCGGCAACACGUCCAAUCUGAUGAAGCACAUGAAGACCCAUCCACAAAUAGACCUCUUCGACGACGAUACGGUGGUGGAGCGGGGCAUUUACAAGCGGCGGGAGCAGGAAGACAGGCUGAGAUUUCGGAAGGUUCUGCCUAUCAAGGAAGAGAGCUCUGAUUUUCACAGCGAGCUGUUGUUCAAGGCGGCUAAGGAUGCGGGCUGCACUAUCGAGCUGGAUGACCAGGGAAUGGUCAAGGCGGCUGCAGAGGAUCACAUCUCCAUACAGAGCGUCGGGUAUGCGUGGGUCACACCGGAAACCACAGAGUCCCGAACAGAGACGGUUGCCGGCGAGGAUAUCAUCGAGUUCGAGCCCAAGGAGGAGCUUGAUCAGCCAGAGAAUCCACUUCAUCAAAUUCAGGAUGUACCAUUCGCCAGUCUUGACUACUUCAAAAUGGAAGAACCUCUGCCAAGCCGGAGUUCGUUUCACCAAGACGUGGCCUUCUUCGUCUGCCGUGACCGCCAGCCAUUGCAGAUUGUGCAGGGCGAGGGAUUUCAGCACCUAGUAAAAGUACUGUGCCCCACCUACAAGCCACCAAGUGCGGCGGAACUAGAGGCCAUUAUCCGCAGAGAGUCGGAAAGGCGAAUUUCCAGGCUACGCCAGCAGUUGGCCGCCAUUUCUUCGCUCAGCCUUAGUUGCUCGGUGCACACGAAAGCUGAGGGUCAAAGCUGGAUAGAACUGGUAGUCCACUUUCACGAGGUGCAUCAACAAAUUUCCCGAACUCUUUCGGUGAUGCGGCUUCCCGAUCUUUUUACCUCCAACGAAAUAGUGGAUCGCAUGGAGCAAGUGUGUCAACGCUUUGACAUCCCAAAGUAUAAAAUCUGCUGCGUAACAACAAGGAGCAGUCAACUGCUGGAGGACGCGGUGACCUCGUUCCUAGGCGCUCAUCAUCAUGUUCCUUGCUUCGCUAACCAGUUGAAUUCUCUUUUAGAGGCGGUGGUGCAGCGGUCAGAGAUCCGUGAUGUGCGCGAUAAGGUGCGUUCCUAUAUACAGUCGUCCACCGUGGAAGGUCACAGCUUACAGAUAAAUCCCCAGCUAGACUCUAUACUCCGACCUAUUAGUACAUACGAUAUGCUAGAUUUGUACCUGAAACACACUCUCGAUCAAGAGUCGCUUACGUUUUCGCAGGCGGAGGUGGAUUUGUGUCAGCAAUUGGUGGCCGUGCUGAGACCGUUGACUAGCUCCAUGCGUGAGCUAAGUCGAACACCCUAUCCGGCGGCCAGCACAGCCCUGCCCAUUACCCAAACUCUGAUCAACGAACUGAAGCAAGAGAGGAGUGCAGAACACAAGGUCGCCAGGGAAAUACGCUUGUUCAUGGUUCAGCAGCUGGAAGAGAACUGCGAAAGCAUGGAGCGCAACUUGCACCUGGCCAUGGCAAGUCUGCUGGACCCACGGUUUCGGAAUAUUCCCUUCCAGAGUGGGGCCCUGGUGGCCCAAUACAUGACUGACCUGUAUGACAUGAUGCAGUCGCAUCUGGACAGCGGAGAGCCAGCUGCUGUAAAGGAUGCGGAGGACAGCGACCACUACGAUAUCUGGGCGGCCUUCAAAUCAUUUUCGCAUGGGAAGCAAAGGCUUGUCAACGGGAGCAACGUACCCGGUGCGGACGAUGAGAUAGGCAGAUAUUUCUGCGCCGGCAUAAGCACGCUGCGAGCGGAUCCCUUUGAGCUUUGGGAGGAGCUAGCAGAAGCUCAUCCCUUCCUGCACGCCGUAGCAAAAAGGUACCUGCACAUUCCGGCAACCGCAGAGCCGGCGGAUCGACUCUUCACGCACGGCGGAGCGGGGGUAACGGCCCAGUACGCCGGUCUGAUCGAAAGCAACAUGGAAAACGUGCUGUUCAUGGCGGAUGUUCCAACGAAGGAGUGGCAGUUAUAGCAUAGCCCAGAGUCAAAUCUACACCAAAGUUGAGCACAGUGUUCAUUGCACACCUUUUAUUAAUUAGAAUUAGAUAUGUUAUUUAAAUAUUUUUACAUCAAAUAUACAAUAAUGCGGACUUA